AUGACCAUUUGCGAAUUCACGCCAAGUCGGUUUUACACUAAAUUUGACAAUUCUAACCAUUAAUUUCAGCGUCGCGUACGCGUAAAAUCGAUGUUCAUGCUCAUGUGCUCCCGAAGAACAUUCCCGAUUUUCAAGAGGUGAAAAAUUGCGAAAAUUUCAAAAAAACGUCGGCAAAAAUUUGGUUUCAGAAGUUCGGAUACGGUGGAUUCGUACGUCUGGAUCACAAGGAGGACGGAACGACGCAAAUGAUGAAAGACGGAAAAGUGUUCCGAGUCGUCGAGCCGAACUGUUUCGAUACGGAGACCCGAAUCGCCGAUAUGGACCGGGCGAACGUGAAUGUUCAGUGUUUGAGUACGGUUCCGGUAAUGUUCAGCUACUGGGUAAGUUUUGGUGGCAAAUUCCAAACAAAAAUUGGUCGGGAAUUGGCUGAAAUGUUUGCUUUAUUCCUUUUCCAAAUCGUGGCCGCCACCGCGGCCAACCCGAUUGCCCGCGCUCUCCUAUAUGCCCUCUCCUCGCGCAUUCGACUGUUGCCGCGUGGCGCAACCGGCAACACUGCCGGCCGUCGCGCGCGCAAGUCAAUGAUGUUUUUUCAAGACGGGACCGACUUGUGAAUGAUGCAUAAACGAAAUGCUGAGACUAUUUCUUUUUUGGAAUUUUUUACAGGCCAAACCGCAAGACACGGAGAUUGUGGCUCGUUUUGUGAACGACGAUUUGUUGGCAGAAUGCCAAAAGCAUGCGGAUCGCCUGAUUCCGCUUGGCACUCUGCCAAUGAACGAUGUGCGACGGGCGGUUGAAGUAAGUUCAUUUAUAUUGACAUUUUUGUUAAUUUUUCGUUCGUUGACUAGAAGUGUAAAAAUGAGCAAAAUGAGCAAGAGAAUUGGUCGAAAAGAACAAAUAAGUUACAAAAUAAUAAUAGUAAAGGGAGGCGGCACCCGUACGAAUUUUCGGUGGGAAAAAAGUUAUUGCUGUCUAUCGGGGACCGAAAGAGGAACGUAUCAGAGUUGA
Messenger RNA from Caenorhabditis sp. 36 PRJEB53466, 1005 nucleotides. Lineage: Eukaryota; Metazoa; Nematoda; Chromadorea; Rhabditida; Rhabditidae. The record is from the annotation of a GenBank genome assembly.